AUGCAGAGGGUCGGCUGUGUGUUUAUCUGCUACAUGCAGAAACGAGAGUCGACGCCUCGGGGGCUCUCGACGUCGCGCUUCUCGAGGCACGUGGAUGGCCGCACAUGGAUAUUGAUUCCCUCCCUUCUACGGCCAUUUCGUUUCGUCAUUCUCGAACUAUGCAAGUAUGUAUGUAGGAAUGUCGUUUUUUCCCGCCUUCAUUGUCUGCCAACACAUUUUUCCACGUCUUUUCGGUUGGACUUUGUUAUUCUACAAGCGUUUUGUAAGGAAUCGUUGAGAAAAAAAGAUCUCUUUGCAGAAGAUGAAGCUCAUUUCCCUCCCCAUUCUUGAAUUUUUAGAUUUUUAGCAGCAUAAUUUUCAAUGUACCUAAGAAAAAUCCUAAAAAACUCCCGUCCGAAAAAUCUCGGAGAAACCUUUAGUUUUCUGAAAAAAAAACUCAAACUCUUCAAAAUUAACGUCUCAAAGCACUUCAAUGUCUUUAUCCAAGUUAGAAAGAAUAUAUAGAAUAAAUUCGCACAUUUCCAACUUUUCAAAAUUAUUUCUUUCUCUUCUUUUGAGUUUUUAUCAAGAAACUUCAAGUACUUUUGGAAAAUGUGUGUGGAAACCUUUGAAAAGAAUUUCCAAUGCCUGACUUUAUCUAAUCAAUCGAUAAAAUCUCAAAAUAAAACCGAUGAAUAAAAUUAUCAACUGCAAACCGGUGGAUGAAAAAGGAACUUCAUUUAAAAUUUGCAGGAUAUUUAUUAUUUGCCUUCUUGGAAGAGCAGCAACAGACAGUAUUGUUUGAUCAAACAAAGGGAUCAUGUUUGAACAAGGACGUGAAUGAAUUAAUUGAAAAAAAAAAUGGAAGGAAAAAAGAAAAAAUGGGAUAUUUCAACAUAAUGGGAAGCAUUAACAAAUUAUCUAUCAAAGGAGAAAUUUAUGAUUUUUGAUAAGUAUGUAAUUUGCUCAGUUUUAAAAAGGCUCUGACGAGAAAACUCAGGUAAAUAAGAUGAAAAUGAGAAGCUAUUCACCGAUAACAUCGGUUUUUCAAAAGAUAAGCGAAAGUUUGUGCAAAAUGAAGAGAUUCAGACAUUUCUGUAGUGUUUUUCCUCGAGUUAUCAGUGAAUGGACUUACAUGCAAAAUGAACAGACUCUGAUUUUCUCGCGUCUUUGAAAAAAGGUUCAUUACCUUUUUCACGUAGUUUUGCUUCCAAUUAUUUCAAAAUGGUUUAAUAAAUAUUUUUAUACGAUUUUCAUGAUCCCAGUAUAGUUAGAAGCUAUCGAACUGAAGAAAAGGCAAGGAGAUAAUAAUGGAGUGGACGACGGCGGACUUUGUUCUGAAGACGUGCCGAAGAAAAAAUGACAGCGUCUCCGGCCAAAACGACUCGAGUCCUAUUUAUGGGAUGUCCGGCUUCUCUUCUCGAGGGCUUCUGAAGGCUCUUUGGAGUCUUUGCUUCCGAUUGUCUGAACAAGAUUUAUAUUUAUGGCCGCUAUUGUUCUUUUCUCCUGUCAGUAAGUCGAAAACCGAAAAAAAUUGCUUUCAAAGGCUUCUGAAGCCGUUCCAAUCUCAUUAAGAAGCAACAUUUUUGAUUGAAAACCGCUUUUUUCGGCGGAAAAGGGCAGUCAAGGUUAUUUUUGAAUCGAACUCCGAAUGACAAGGCUUUUCUCAUUUUGAACAGCAUUUCCAAGUCAUCUAAAGUUUUAUUUCCCAGGUCGAAUAGCCCAAGUGAAACCUGUCCUGUUUAUAAUUUUUUACUAAAAAAAUAAAAAUGCGAAAAAUCAGGCAUAUUGAUCAAACUCUGAAAGGUAAUGAUCCGACGCCAAGUAUAAAAAUAUAUUUUAUGAGCCACUAAAAUGUGUUAUACCCGAAAAAAAAAAUGCAACGGCAAUGGCUACAAACUUCGUCCUAUUCUGAGUUUUCAAGUAUUUUUCAGUCAAAAGUCAAAGAAAAGUGUAACGAAUGAAUUUCGAUUCUUUCGGUCGUCUGAUGGAUCCGCAAAAAAUAAUGGGAAGCAUGCCUUUUCAAUUAAAAAUGAAGGAAAUUACAUUAUCAUAACAGAAGUGGAGUUCAGUUCUCAGGUUUGUCAAAAAAUCACAGCGCACUUUUCCAUUUUUUUAAAAAUUUUUUUAUUGUAAGAUAAACAGAAACUGUAAAGUUAUUCAUGAGAAAUGAAAUUUCUAAAAUUCAUUUUUUUGUUGUUAAGUGUUUGUCGGGUAGGCUUCCAAAAAAUAAAUUUGGUUUUCAAAAUGUCUCAAGUUUCAAGAUAGAAACAAAAAAGGCUGAUUUUCGUAUUUUCCUGUUUCAAGCUCACCUUUUCGUUUUCUAAAUCUUUUUCUAAACCUUGCUCCCCGUUUAACACCUGCCACUUAGUUUUUUUUGGUUAGUGUGGCACAAUGACAUUACAAAUAACUGGAUUUUCGGCGGUGUUUCAGGUGAUAUCAAAGGAAACGAGGCUUCUCGUCGCCUGGGCAACGUCGUCCACAGCAGCGAAUGGGGCGGCCGGAGUUGCCCAGCGGCGGUUCGACGACUUUCCUCCAGCUCUCUCCUUCUCGUUUUCUCUCAAUUAUUAGCCCCAAUUAGUUUGUACUCUCCUUUUUUUCUAAAUUCGAUUGUCUAUCAAAUUUUCUUUUAAUUGGUAUGAUUCUUUGGACUUUAUAAAGGCAUAAUAACAAUAAAAGUUUGUAUAUUGUUCUGAUGAGGGGUUGAAAAAAAACGUUCUUCAAUUUUUUGAUGACUCAGUGGGUGAAUUUAAUUGGCUAAAAAGUUUAAGCCUUUUUUUUGCUAAUUUCAAUAUUUUAGAUGACUCAAGGGUAAUUAAUCUGUAUUCAGUUUUUCAUUCGGAAAAUGACGUUUCAAUUUGUUUAAAUCUGGUAGUACCAAGCUUUUCCUCCUUGAAAAGUGUGAUAAAUACACAUUCGUCACGGAAGUUAUUUUCAAAUUCUUCCAUUCGUUUUUUUUCCGAUCGGAAGCCUAUCCUUUAGACUAGGAAAAAAUCUUAUGUUUUUCAAAAAGGUUCAUUUUCACCUCACCUUUUUCCAGAAAGUAAUCCUUCUAUCCAACAACUAUCUCUCAAGAUCUGCGCUCCCAUCUCGUCAAAUAUUAGGUGAGGUUACAUGUUUCAUUAUCGCAAAACAAAUCAAAUUGAUACUCAGAUGAAUGGACAGGCCACUAGAGAAGCGUUCUCAGGAGUCAUUGAGAAACCUCAAAUGACGGACCAAUUAUUGGCUCGGCCGCCCUUCAAAUUCAUUCUGGACAUUGUCAGUGGUGUUAUCAAACAUACGGGGUAUUUGAAAGUGAGUUUUCUUGACUUUGAAAAUAAUUCCGGCGGAAGUCGGGGAUAGUCUGAAAAGCCUACGUUUUCGUAGAAUUUUCUCAUGGGUUUUUCAGCCCAUUUCACAUUGUAUUCAAAGUGAAGUCAUAAUUAUCAUGACUUGAACGGCUCAAAACUUUGCAAUUCCAAAGCUUCCAGAUUUAAAAGAAUGUUUUAUACUACAAGAUUUUGCAGUGCGCAAGUUGUUUUUGGUCGGGUGCCCUGAACAUUUUUUUUCGUUCUGCACAAAGUCGCGAAAAUCGAAAUUCAUGAAGAGAAUACCUGUGGAAGGCUUGGCUGAAAUAUUUUCAAGCCAUCUUGACUUUUCCAUUUUAGUCAAAUUCGAACCUUUUUCUAAAAAACUAACUUCAGCCAGGCCAAUGACGGUUUUUCUUUUGGUUGAAUGUCAGCAGCUGAAUUUCUUCAAAUCAGCUUCAUUCUAAGUAUUCAUCAUUACAGCAUGACUUUGAAAAGAGCGAAUUGGAAGCGGCGGCCAACGACAAAACAACCAAGACCGAAUUUUUGGACAAAUUAAUUCGUUUACUAAACGACGAUGGAAGUUUGGGCAGUGUGAGCGCCAGCAAAAUAAUCGCCGGAAAAGAGCCAGAAGAGACGAAUUUGGUGGGUUUUUCGAUUGAAGAAAUCGAAAAUCUUUGCUUGAGUAGUUGAAAAUAUAUGAAAGACAGUUUAUUUUUACUGACGAGAAAGUAUUCAUCACUUUUUCUUGGACAAAAAAAAGAUGACAAAAAAACAUUUCCCAGCCUGGCUUCUGUUUUGAUAGUCACCAAGGUCGUUAAAAUGUUAUUUUUCUUCAUAAAGGCAGAAGCUCUAGAUGACUUUGCUGUUUUUGCAGUUACUUCAAUUGCUUGGCAACCGUGCUCGCCAGGCAAAGGCUGAUAAAAAAGCGAAAAAGGAAAAAACUUCAAGUAAGGAGAAGGAUAAAACAGAAGAUAAGGAGAAGAAGAAAAGCUCUUCUAAGAGUUCUUCAAAAGAUAAAGAUGGCGAAAAGAAAAGCAGAAAGGUUUGUAAAUUUUUUUUCAUUCAAAAUAAAGAACAUUUCUUCAGGUUGAGAAUAAAGAGAAUGAGCCAAAGUCUACCAAAGAAAAAAAAGAAAAAUCAAGAGAUCCAGAUAAGUCCAAAGAGAAAGACAAGGACAAAGAGAAAAAGAAGAAGGAUACGGAAAAACCUGGAAAAGAGAGGUCAAAGAGCAAGGAAAGGACCAGAAGCUCAUCGAAAGAACCUAAAGAAAAAUCAUCAAAAUCAUCAAAGAAAAGUUCUUCGAAAGAUGACAAAAAGCGGGAUAAAUCUCUGAGGAGGAUGGAUUCGAUGAUUGCGGUUCAUGGAGACAAUACUCCGCAGGAUCCUGGAGACGACGGCUAUGGAGAAGAAGAAGAUGAAGCAGAGCAUUACGUCAACAACGACAUCGAGCAGGAGGGGAAUGGAAUCGACAGUCCUGGAAGUUUUGAAGGCAUUCGUAUGACCAACCUGCCAAGGUCUACAGUUCGAUCUGGGGACAGCGGUGUUGGCGAUGGCGACGAAAGUCCGAGACCUCCUCCUCCGGAAGAAAGAGCGGCGGCUUUGAGGUUUAUUUUUCGUAUUUCAAUAACUUUCGGCUUGAAAUGGUCCAGGUUGAAAAGUUCGUUUUUUUUUAUUUAUCUUCAAGAAGAAAAUUGUUUUCUCGAUACUCGACUCAUGACCUUCUUUUCAGCUCCCGACUCUUCGGCUUAUCAUUAAAGAUUGUUUUCUAAAAAUCAUGAUGACUCUUUGAAAAUUAUAAGAAGAUGAAGUUUGUCUAAUUGAGCAUGAAUAAGAGCAAGAAAAAACCAAUCGACUCUUUCAAGAAUCGCCAUUUAAAAAGACAAACUUCAAACAAUCAGAUAGUGACUCCAAAAGGUUGCAUAACUUUUCCACAUUAAUUUCAAGGAUGAAUUUUUUUUUUUUUCUCAGGCUCAUGAAAGGAUUGGAACUGGCAAAUUCGAGCUUUCUCUUUGAGUAAUUAAGUUACAGACCGAUGACAGGAGCCGCAAGGCCACAAACUUCAAUGGGAAGGCCUGGAACAGCCGCAGCUCGUCCAGCUCCUCCGAAAAUCAAGAAAAAGCAGAUUGCGACUACUGAUAGUACACCUUUACCGGUGCGCUGACAAAAAUUGGAAAAAAAAAAAUUUUUAUGUUUUAGGUCGUUGAACUCAAAGCGGAAAUCAUAUCGGAAGCUUCGAAGACCAACGACGCCGCUGAUAAUUUUCUCGUCCAAGAGGAUGAAGAGGAGCUUUUCAAUGGAACCGUGGAAAAUGUUCAAGAAACACAGGUGAGUCAGAAAAAAACAGGAAAAAAAAAGAUAAUUGAACUCAGGUGGACGAAGAAGAGAGAGGUGCUCUGGUUCAAAAAAUUAUGGAAAAGAAGGCUGAACUAGAAGAAGGUGCAGCUAUAGCUGCGAACGAUGAUGAUGAUGGUGAUAUAGACGUGGAAAGAUCUAAGGUUUGGAAAGAAGCUGAAAUGGAAACAUUUUUUUAGGUCACCGCUCUUCAAGCUAAACUUCAAGAUGUGACCAAAGCAGCAUAUCCAUUGGCCAGAAUAUUCGAAUACGCCCAUGUAAGAGCCAUUUUUUAUUGUUUUAUCAAUAUUUGAAUACGUCGUGAAAUUCCUCAAAAUGUCUCUUAUACACUGCAAAAUGUUUUUUAAAGUUAUGCUUAUCUUUUGAUACUUCGUUACUAGAAGCAGAUUGAUAAUUUGACCGAGAGAGCCUUAAAUGUACCUCUUUGAGGUUUUUAAAGUUGACAUUUCUUUUGAGAAAAGCAUUUUUGCGUUCGAAACUGCUUUUUUCAGCCCUCAAAAGCCUGAAAAUUUUUAGGGUACCUUUAUUUGCACCCCAAAAAGCGUUCUAGUAAAUUUCUAACUAUUUUCUCACAUUAAAUGAAGAUGAAUCUUUUUCUGAGCUACGAGAUACCGUCGGCCGUAAGUAGUUUAUAGUCGGGUGCACGGAGAGAGAGUACACGUUGAGCCAUUCCCUGUACAAACAGCAUUUCUGAGAGAGAUAGAACUAACUCCAAUAUCAUUAUUUUCAGGAAGACAUGGAAUCGAUGCUGAAAGAAGUCGAGAAAUGGAGAAGUGAGGCGAGAAAAAAUGAAGUCGCAGAGCAGAAUAAAGAAUCUAGUGGUGUUGGGGAAGCGACCAGGUAUUUCAAUCAAUUUUUUUCCUUCAACCAUUUUUCCUCUCAGAUUGUCGCACAUCUUGAAUCAACUGGACCAAGAAAUAAUCGACGUCAAAGAAGCGUUGUCUUCAACGAAAUCCCGCAUCAUGCAGAAUAAUGAACGAAUCAAAAUCCUGGUUGCCAAUAUUUAA
Messenger RNA from Caenorhabditis auriculariae, 6628 nucleotides. The record is from the annotation of a GenBank genome assembly. Lineage: Eukaryota; Metazoa; Nematoda; Chromadorea; Rhabditida; Rhabditidae.